AGGUGUUAUCCUCAAAAGGACAGUGUAUAAAAACCGGAAGUAAACACACACCACACAAAUAAACCUGUACAACAACGGCUUUGCGGCAGCGUCCCACACGGGCCAUGAAGGGAAAUUCAACCACCUUUUUUGCUAGGCGGCAGCUGUGCUGUUGAAACUGUUUCAAAAACGAAAGAAAGACCGCAAGCACGCAAAACAAGAAAAACUGGUCCUUCUCUCACUUCAUCCUCACCAUGGUGUUGCUCGUCCCCAUCGUGGUAGUCGGCUGCGUCGCCUUUCUCCUCAUCUCCACCGGUGUUGUCUGCUUCAUUCACUAUCGCAACAUCGGCAAACCAGUCCGUGGAAUCGUCUUGCGCGAGGACAGCGUCGUCGCCGUGCCCGGGAGGGUGGUCGAGCUUGGGCAAACCACGCAAAACAAUUCAAACGCGAGUGCCGCCGCUCCCUCGGUAAUCAGCGGCGAUGGAACUCAUGCAGGGGCACCUCCACGCUCGGAAACGCUACCCGGUCGUGCAGCGACAGCUGCGGACAGGAGCAACAGCGGAUACGCUAUGCGCGAGGUGCUGAAUCUUAGCAAGGGGGAGCAGCGACGCCGUGAGCUGCACAACCGACGUCUCAGCGUCGAGGACACGCGCACGGAGUACGCGACGCACUCCGACGGCACGCCGCCGGCUCAGCCGGUAACAUUUUUUCGCCCAUUUCGGCCGUCCGCCUUCCAAGAGGAGGCGGAGGAAAGCGCGGCGAGCCCGCCAACACAGCAAGGUCGUCAGAUAGAGGACCAAGCCGCCAACAUUGACUACGGUCGAUACCUUGUGGCCGUCAAUAUCACGCUACGCGAAUCGCCGAGUCGGCCCCGCAAGGCCCGCAAAGCUGACGAGACACCGAUUGAUCCUUUCGGCGGGAGAACGGAGCAAGACUGGGCCGCGCUGCAUGACACGAGCGGCAUCGAUUACAUGACAAACGAGGAAACCGAAUACUUGCCUAGAAACGCGGAGCCGCGCGAACCGCCCGAGGUUCCCUUGUAA
Leptomonas pyrrhocoris is the source of this 1022-nucleotide messenger RNA. RefSeq lists its product as hypothetical. Bases 234 to 1022 code for a protein of 262 amino acids. The record is from RefSeq and is a predicted model, not a curated record. NCBI's taxonomy places the organism in Eukaryota, Euglenozoa, Kinetoplastea, Trypanosomatida, Trypanosomatidae. The transcript has a single exon.